AUGGCUUCUUUACAAGCAACCGCGGACUCCAUUCGGAGCGCUGUUGGCUCAGCAUCAACAUGUACACCAGCGACAGUGUCAAUACUCAGCAAGCUUUUGUUACCGAGAACAGAUAUCCAGACAACAACCGGAAAGAAACCAGUAAAAUCUGCUACAGCUUCCAAGGCAAAAUCCACCAAGGCAGCCCCGACCAAGUCAAGGACGAAAAAGGUGGUGGUGGUAGAGGAGGAGGGUCGCAAAGAUGAGGAGGAGCUGUCGCCAAAGGAAAGGUCCAUACUGGCUACAGAAGUCAUAAACACCACUUUGAAGUCACUCAGUGAGGCCAUCAAGGCGCCUUCGACAGUUCCAGCCCGACGACAAGCAUCCUCCAAAGAUUUGGUCAAGUCAUCAGCAAGAAAAGUCCUUCGACGAUCAAACUCCUUACCCCAGUCGCCAUUGCAGCCACGCUCCCUUAACCGUGUAACAAGCUACCAGGAUAUGUCGAGUAGGCAUAGUCGGUCAUCUUCUUCAGCGUCCUCAACACUCUCAGGCCACAGAUCUGUUGCAGAAUGCGCCAGGGUUGCUUUUGCAUGUCUUCGGAAUUUGCAAGCUGCUCAAGUACCUGGGGUGGACCUGCCCCCAUUUCAGCUUGAGAACGGAAUGUCAGUUUUGGUUGGAAAGAUGGUGGCAUUGGGUUUGGAGGAUUUGGCCGUGAAGGAGUUGAGAAUACUGAAACGACGAUUGUAUCCUGGAGAUGGGCAAAAGAAAGGUCCUGCAGCCAAAUCGAAUGUGGCCGCUUCUUCACAGACCUUGGCUGAGCUAUUGGAUUUCGGGACUGCGAAUUUUACGGGAUCAAAGUUGGGGCUGGUCAUUACUUCUCAGCUACAGACUCUACGACUUAUGACUUCUUGCCGGAAACCUAAGGCUAUUGAAGAUGGACUUCCCAUUUUGCAACCCGAGCACGCCUCGUCGCCGACAAGACUUCUCCUUGAAGCUGCGAAGGAUCGUGGGAACGCAAAGUAUACCGACAAAAUAAUCAGACAGAUGCAAACGCUCUCGGAAAUCCUACUAUCGUUAUGCCCAAGCAUUUCCCAGGCUGAUGAUGCUCUUGCGUUGGAGACGAGACUUAGUAUUUCCCCCGAAGUAGCGAUCCAGCUGCAGACGUUGGCACUACAUAAUCGCUUCCUGUGGUGGGGUCUUGCAGGCCAUAAGGGCGACGAGGGCAAAGAGAUUCUGGAUCCAUAUUAUCGAUGUCUUUCCACUUUCGCCCGUCGCAGCCAAAGUGGUGCCAUGAGGACAUACCAGGUAGCUGGCUUAGCGAUGACUCAAAUCAGCACUUUACUGUAUGAUUGUACCGAUGUUCGACCGCCUUCGCCAAGACCGAUAUUGUCAGCAAUAUUCCGACUUUUGGGUUCUCUAGCACGAGAGGCGAACUCUGUCCAAAACGCAAUAAACUGGACGAUGGAGUGGCGGAGGAUGCUUGACCCCAAGGUUGAUUCGGACGCUAAACGAUGUUCUGCUCUCGCGAGACUAGUCUCACUGAAACUUCGAAGUUCAUCUGGGGAUCCGGAGGAAGAGGAACUCCUACUUUCGCUACUUGAAGAGCUGGAUCGGCCGUUCAAGGGGGGGUCUCAAGAGAUUGACGACUUGAUGACAGAGAUCUCUGGCGUGAGACGAUCGGCCAUCUCCCUUCUUGCUCAGCAUAAAGGAUCAUCCGGUCUAGAUUCCCGUGACGACUUAUCUCGGGGAAUGCGUGAAAUGUGCGAGACUUUGGUUUUCCUGUUACCACGCAUAUGUCUGAGGUACAUGGGUAACCCGCCAGACACCAAAUCAUCAACCAAAGACAUCCUUCGCUACGAGCAGCGCCGGCAUUUCAUUACUAAGUUGGCCAUUCAUGCUAUUGACUCUUCACUGUUUUUAGUCAAAAUGCUUCUUGGAAGUGGUCGAGCUACUUGGGACCUGGUAGACUCCAAACUUCAAGACUGUCUCUUGCUAAGUGAUCGCCUUGAUACUGAAUCUCGAGAUGUACAUAGGCAGGAAGGAGAAUCGCCAGUAUCAUACCACGUCAGGAUAUCCAAUCUUUACUACACCCAGUAUCUCAACAUGAGGCGGAAUUUGGAAAAUGUGAAGGAGAGCGAUCAGAUUCGAGCGCUCCGGCGAUCGCUGGACAGCGUUCGAGCCAGACCACAGCAAGAGCGAAAGAUGGCACAGUUCUCGACGAAACUUGAGCGCAUGGCUGAAUACUGCAAGACUACCGGUCGUUAUGAUGAGCUGUUCAAAACCCUCUUGACCCUGCGGGAUGAGAUGGUGAGCGACGGAACUCUGAGUUUAGUGGUGGAAAGAGCAGCAUCUCAGCCGUUGAACGUUGCAUGGAACCAAGAUGAUGAUUCGUCUGUACUUGGUCGGACUUUGCACUCACUUGUCAAAGUUCGAUUGAAGUAUAUAAUGUCCACUGUCCAAACCCCGCUUUUCAGCGAGAAAUGGACCGAAGAGGAGAAAGGGGUGGUGCUCGAGCACCAAUUUGAGCUGUUCUCUAAUUAUCCGGUCGACCCCACUGCUUCAAGGAGUCUUCUGUCCAACAUCUUUGCCGAACUUCUCUCCAUCUACGACCAGAAGCAUUAUCCCCUCCGUAGACUCCGGAUCCUGAUUCGCCACCUAGCGCUGGGUGCAGACGACGAUGAAAACACAGCCCGAUCUUUGAAGGAUGAGCUACGUGUUCUGCACAUGGCUAAGUCAGACGGCUCCUAUAUGAAAGACGAGGGUUUACGGUCAUAUGCAAACCAUCUGAAGAUUCUGGCAGCCACGAUGUUAGAGCUUGAUGAAACGGCCCCGAACGUUGAGGUGUUGAAGGAAGGUAUCGCCACGUGGUCCUCGGUGCUUACACAAAGCCAGAAUGUGGCAGAUUUCAAGCGGCAGGUGGAAGAUAUACCUGGGCUCCUGGCACACUUGAACACCAUUGGAGAUUACUUGCAGAUGAAGGGUCUGGAUACUGUUCGGAUCUCGGUUCUUCGACUCAUUGCUGAUAUCAGCGGGCUUUGCGAUGACAACUCUACACCAGAUGACCUGGUGCUUAGCUUUACCUACCUUGGGGCCCAGUGGCUUCAGCUAGGAUACUCUGGGAAGGCUGGGCUGUCAUUUGACAAAGCUAUGUCUUACCUAUCGCGCAACGGGGUCACUCCAUUUGCUACCCUUCAAUUGCAUCUUUCCCAUUGUGAAUACCUACUAGCUAUUGGUAGCCUCGACAAAGUUGAGGAGCACUUAGCUGGAGCACAGGCUAUGUAUGCUCAAGCGAAAGACCAUAUGCCAAGGUCGAGGUCGAUCUCGCUACUGCAGCAGAGAACCAAGAUGAAUUUGAUGGUUUCCAAUGCUUACCUGGUCUACUCAAUCCUAGCACUUGAGCGAGGAGCAGCCCAUGUUGCACUGAACCAUGCGAAACAGUGUCUGCGACUCGUUCGUCGCGCCUGGACCAAUACCGAGAACCAGGUUCGAAGCGAGUCAACUGGACCGGAUUGCUCCAAAAUCGAUGUUGAGAAACUGACGGAAGAUGUAUCUCAUUUGAGCGUGUCGACCAUCACGUUGCCAAAGAAGUCUACCGGCGAGCAGACUUGUGCCGGAUCCAGUUUUUGGGCCCUGAUCACACCUCUCUUCCGCAGCCUCAACCAUCUUUCCACCCUUUUCGCUCAUCACGGAAUGUUCCAGGAGACUAUCUACUACGCAGAACAGGCAUACAAGCUUGUUAAAGGUGUUGGCUCGGAUGUAUACCUUGCUAUGGCAUCGGCGUUCUUAGGCAGCACCUGGCUGAAAGCGGGAGUUCUGGAUCGUGGCUCUGAGUAUCUAAUGGAAGCCAAGCGACUUUGCCCAGAGUUUGAAAAGAGCCGAAAUGGUGCGCUCAUUGCAUAUCACCUCGGAAAUAUGCAUGGGCUUCUUGGAGAUAGUGAGGAGCAGAUUUCAGCAUAUGGUGAAGCUGAGGAGACGAUAAAGAGUAUCGGGAUGUUUGAGUAUAUCAACAGCUUGGAGAAAGUGGCCGGUUCACCCGAUGGACCUGAUGUGUUGGCACACCAAAUGUCCGCACUGGUCCUGACAACCAAACGUAAGGUAACGUUAGCCAGAAAGGCUCCAGCUCGUGCAAAAACUGUGCCAAAGGCUGCACCGAAGCGCAAGGUGACCACUAGAGCAAAGUCGCCGAUAGAGAAGGUUUCGUCGAUAGCCGAGGAAUGUCCACAGCUUACCUCGCUCACAUCAACUAUCGUCCGGCAGAAAGCACGGGCUCUCAUGACCACGAAGAAAUCUGGUGAAGCGAUGGCCGUCUUGCAAGGGGUGGAGAUCUCUGGCCUUAACCAACACGAGGUAGUCGAUCAUGGUCUUGCAAUGGCCAAGCAAUUUCUAUUCCAGAGUCUCGAACAAAUGGCCGCGGAUCCAGUGUACUCGGUGUUGCAAGACUCCACGAUAUCAUUCCCAUCAGUGGUCGGCAUGGCAAAGAAUCUUGACAAGCAAGGAGAUAGGCUUUCUGUGACUAAGUUUUCGCCUCCUAGGAAGGCUCAAAUCCCCAGAGGUAGAGAGCAAGCUGGUUCCAAGAGCCCGGCUCCGGAUAGCUUUUUCGAUAAGUUGCAUCAAGCCCAGGAGUAUCUUACCGAGAUACAGUCUCUGGUUAUUACUUUGGCGCCCAUGUCAGUUGUCCAUACAACAUCUGCUCUGUUGAACAGCGUUGCAAUUUUGCUUUCCGCCGCUGGCCAGGUCAAAGGGAAGCCGCUUGCACACCCUGGGCUUGCAAGCUCUUCAAUUGAAAAUGCAAGAACUUUGGCUCUCCGGCGGGAACGCAGAGUCAUUCGUGGCGACCCUACGACUUUGAAACUCGAUGACUCCUCCUGGCCACAACUGCCUAGCACUGACUCGAGAAGAUCAAGUUUUGGGCCGCCUUCGGAUCUAUCUCGAUUCCAGAGAGACUACGUUGACAUCAUCCCGAAAUCCUGGACCGUCGUCUCAAUUUCUCUGAGUGAGAGCCGUCAGGAACUUUCCAUAACCAAGUUGCAAGCCGGUCACAGCCCAUUCGUUCUUCGUCUGCCACUUGGACGACACAACUCUAUGGAUGCUGACGAGGAGGUUUUUGGGUUUGAGCAGGGUCACGCCGAGCUAAGGGACAUUAUAGACAUGGCGAAUGAGAGCGCUCACGAUGCUCUGUGUAGAAAUGGCCGGGAAGCCAAGACUGCUUGGUGGGAGGAGCGAGAAGCUCUGGAUGCACGUCUCAAAGACCUGCUGGAGAAUAUCGAAAAGGUCUGGCUUGGCGGAUUUACUGGUAUUUUCUCUCAGCACACACGACGGCCAGAACUCCUUGCUCGCUUCCAAAAGUCAUUCCAAAAUAUUCUCGAUAGGCAUCUGCCGUCUCGGCGUAAGACGGGCAGGAAAGCUGCUGGGCCUCGUAUAAAUCUUGAUUCGAGAAUCCUGGAUCUGUUCAUUGGGCUGGGCGAUGCCUCGGAUGAAGAGUGUGACUUUGCCGAGCCUUUAACGGACCUUCUCUACUUCGUCGUCGAUGUCCUGCAAUUCCAUGGAGAGCUCAACGCAUACGCCGAGAUCGACUUCGACUCCAUCGUGGUUGAGAUGCAGGAUGCGUUGCGUGGCUACCACUCGGCUGUGCAUGCCUCGGGGCAGGUCGACGAGGGCAGACACACGAUCCUAAUUCUGGACAAGGCACUCCACUCCUUCCCGUGGGAAUCGAUGCCAUGCAUGGACGGCCUCGCAGUCUCUCGCCUGCCAUCCCUCGGAUGCCUACGCGACCGCAUCCUCGCCCAGCAGAAGAGCCUCGUCGAAGGUACGCCCGAAGGCCACUACAUCAGCCGCCAAAACGCCUCCUACAUCCUCAACCCUGGCGGCGACCUCAAGCACACGCAGUCCGUCUUCCAAAAGCCUCUCCAAGGCCUCGGGUGCGACGGCAUCGUCAACCGCGAGCCCUCGGAAUCCGAAGUCAAGGAGACGCUGCAGAGCAGAGAUCUGCUGCUGUAUUUCGGCCACGGCAGCGGCGCGCAGUACAUCCGCACGCGCGAGAUCCAGAAGCUGGAUCGCUGCGCCGUGACGGUCCUCAUGGGCUGCAGCAGCGGCGCGCUGGUUGAGCGAGGGGAGUUUGAGCCGCACGGGCCCCCGAUCAACUACAUGCACGCCGGGUGUCCGGCGCUGGUGGCGACGCUGUGGGAUGUUACGGAUAAGGACAUUGAUCGCUUCGCUAAGAGCGCUUUCGAGCACUGGGGCUUGUUUGAGCCGGAGGCUUCCGGUGGUGGAAGGAAGGGAAAGGGCAGAGAGAGGGAGAGGGAGAGGGAGAGGGGGAAGAAGAGGGGGGUUGAGGGGGAGGAAGGGAGAGGAGGAGGAGGAGGAGGAGGAGGCGUGAGUCUUGUGGAGGGUGUGGCGAAGGGGAGGGGGGCGUGUCAUUUGAGGUAUUUGAACGCGGCGAGUGUGUGCGUGUAUGGGGUUCCGGUGUACUUUCGGUAA
This is a messenger RNA of Drepanopeziza brunnea f. sp. 'multigermtubi' MB_m1, 6456 nucleotides long. RefSeq lists its product as uncharacterized. Gene Ontology annotation, molecular function: protein binding; cysteine-type endopeptidase activity. The record is from RefSeq and is a predicted model, not a curated record. Gene Ontology annotation, cellular component: nucleus; mitotic spindle pole body; mitotic spindle. NCBI's taxonomy places the organism in Eukaryota, Fungi, Ascomycota, Leotiomycetes, Helotiales, Drepanopezizaceae. Gene Ontology annotation, biological process: proteolysis; meiotic chromosome separation.